AUGAACAACGGACACCACUACCAAGCUUCUGGUUCAUCACACUUCUUCAAUCGACUUAAAGUUCCAUCGCUUUUACCGCCGAAGCCAUCAUUGGCUCCACCUUUACUGCCACAACCAAUAUUACGACCACGAAAGCGACCUAAUCCAUCUCCACCAGUGUUUAGGUCGGUACCUUCGAUGGUGCCUCGACUGCUACCACAACCAACUUUCAAGGAGAGAGAGGUUAAAAAGUUCAUUGAGAUCAGAGUGUAGGUUUGUUUGUACUAUAUUAUUUUUUCGACGUUAUCUUUCGCAGGUAGUGCUAAACUCUCUGUUUCUAGCCUUACAGGCCUACGAACAGCUAAUUUAAUUUGAAAUUUAAACAUUUUGUUUCAGACCAGAAGUAUCAUCAUCAAGAGCUCCAACAUUCGAUGCAUAUCUAGAAGAAAACUUCUUUAUACCAUUGUCAAAAGGUGAACAGCGGCUGACAGAAGUGUUAAUGGAGAAGAACAAGCAAAUCGCUCCGGCUGGUGAACAUUAUGAAGCGAUCAGUAGUCUGGUCGGAGAAGUCAAACAGGCCUUGGAGAUGAUCGUGGCCAUGGGAAUGUUGAGCUUUUUGGUAUGAUUUUGGUGUUCUGGAGCGAAAAUUUGGGAUAACUUUUGGCAAUUUUUGAAUUAUGGAAACUUAUUGGUUUUAUAGUGGUUAACAUUACUGGUGAUAUUUUUUUUUACAUUAUAUGCAUAUUGAUAUUGAAUUCUUAACUAAAUUUUUGUGUGGUACAAUAUUCAAUCAGAAAUUUUAACAGAAAAUGGAAGAAUACCGCGUGGUGGGAUCUUUCAAGCACGAUACGAUGUUGAACAAGAGCAAUAUCGCCGAAAUGGUACUCAUAUUCAGUACAACAGUUAAACGUAAGUAUUAAUACAUACUACUUGCUAUCUAUAUAAGUUGUGGGUAAUAUUAGCUAGUUAAAGACAUAUGUCGUUUUCUAACAGGUAAAUCAAACAACGACAACUCUUUUUGGAUCUUAUGUUUAUAUUAUUCUUGUAGAACCAAAAUUUUAUAAGUAUUAUAAUCAAACAACAAACUUAAUAUUAUAUUUUCAGAUGACGAUGUAAUAAAACUGGCAAACGAACUAGUGGAUAUAGUAAAAGACCGUCUGACCGGUCAAACCUUCGAAGUCAGAAAAACACCGUACGGAUGUAAAAUCCAGUCUUCUGCUGCUACAGUAAGACUUCUACCAGCGUUGGCAAACGAAGAUGUAGAGUUGGAGAAGGAUGUACAUAUGGAAAAGGGAUUCUUCGUACGAAACAAGAUGGCACUGAAACACACGUACUGGUUGGAGGAUAAUGUCAAAAACCCGAACAUUCGAAUACUCAUAAGACUGGUCAAAGAUGUACGAAGACGAGCCAAGGGAAUGCAAGCUUUAAAUUCAUGGACAAUAUCACUUUUGGUACGAUUUUAUAUGGUAUUAUACGUAUUAUAAUGCCUUGGUUCACAUUGUUAAGUUGCGACGUUAAGGUUAGGUUAGAAAUACGAAUUGAUUAUAAAUAUGUUUAUGUUUAGUCAUGUUGUUGUAGGUAUAGGUUGAAGUUAGAAAAUACGAAAUUAAAUUAGCCAACUGUAGAAUAUUGUUUUAGGCCCACUACUGUGUCACUUAUACAACAAAAGGCACUGCUUUAACUUUGUCACACGCGUUUAGACGAUUUUUUUCUCUACUGUCGUCUGGUAUACUACUACAUACGAGUUUAUCUUUGACCGACCCAUGUGGUACUGGCACCAGAAUAGACAAAGGUUACAGUUUGAAGGAAGCAGUAGGUUUAUAUUCAUUUUGGCGUAGUUUGAACGAUAUCAUAAUAUGGUUUACACUGGUAACAUGAAUGUAGUACACGUGGACUUACUUUUUAACUCAUUGAUUAAUAUCAUUGUUUUGUAAUUUAGGAUGACAUCUGUAGAACAGCUCAAUUUGUCCUCCGUUUGUUGAUCCACGAGAAAUACGAUCGUAUGUUGGGGAAUAAGAAAGGUCAUAUGGAUUUGUGUGCUGAAAACGAGUACGACAAGAAAAGUUUGAACAUAGCACCAGUACGUUCGGCUUAUGAUUCGGAAAAGAUGGUUAACUUACCAGGCCCUGGGUUCUCUUCUGAUUUAUAUGUAAGUUUUAAGUAAUUCAGAGGAUAAUUUUAUGAUUUUGAUAAACAACUUUUAUCUGUAACGCUAUGAUAAGUUGCUAUAAAAUUACAUUUCCAGCGCUACGAUGAAUCUCAACCAGAAUACAAGAUGGAUCCACCAUUAGCCAAAUCCGAGGCCGUUUCAGUAGAAAUUCCGCCAAAGCCUCUGCCGGCUCAAAACGAGUUCAAAGAGUUCUACAAGUCGAUUCAAUUUAUCAACUUGAGUCGACCGACCAUAAACAAACCGACUGCAAACGCCAUGAUGAGGAAUGCACUGUACAAUCCGUAUUAA
Messenger RNA from Bursaphelenchus okinawaensis, 2437 nucleotides. The record is from the annotation of a GenBank genome assembly. NCBI's taxonomy places the organism in Eukaryota, Metazoa, Nematoda, Chromadorea, Rhabditida, Aphelenchoididae.